Sardina pilchardus (European sardine) is the source of this 4996-nucleotide messenger RNA. RefSeq names its product acetylcholinesterase (Yt blood group) (gene ache). Lineage: Eukaryota; Metazoa; Chordata; Actinopteri; Clupeiformes; Clupeidae. Bases 258 to 2165 code for a protein of 635 amino acids. The transcript has 5 exons. Gene Ontology annotation, biological process: acetylcholine catabolic process; choline metabolic process. Gene Ontology annotation, molecular function: acetylcholinesterase activity. Gene Ontology annotation, cellular component: plasma membrane. The record is from RefSeq and is a predicted model, not a curated record.
GGCACUCACCGGCCAGGGGCACGAUAAACCACACAGACCAGAUAGCUGAAAUCAAUCCACUCCCUGUCGUUUUUUUAUUCGUUUGUCUCCCUUGGAACACUGGGAGCGUCUGGCGCUUCAUUUUCCCUCGUCGAAGGACUGGGUGAGGGAGGAAGCAACCGGGAGAGACCCAGCGCUGAACCGAUCUAUCGGGGGGCGCUAGACGCGGCUCAGAUUUCUGCCUCUUCGCUACCACCGCCUACAAGACGCGCUCGGCCAUGAAGACCUCCGGUGUCAUCCUUCUGCACCUCGUCCUCCUCGCACUCUUCGCCCGCCGCUCCUUCGCUCAGAGCGAGGCGGAGGUCGUGGUGACGACGCGCCAGGGACGUGUCCAGGGUCGCGUCCUCCCCGUGCCGGACAGCGGUCACGUCGUAGCCUUCCUGGGCAUCCCGUUUGCCGAGCCCCCGCUGGGCAAGAGACGCUUCCGGGAAGCCGAGCCAAAGAAGCCCUGGAAUAGUGUGCUUGAAGCCAAAGAGUACCCCAAUGCCUGCUACCAGUAUGUGGAUAAGUCUUGGCCUGGCUUUCCCGGCAGCGAGAUGUGGAACCCGAACCGAAUGAUGAGCGAGGACUGCCUGUACCUCAACGUAUGGGUGCCAGCCUCCCCGAGGCCACACAACCUGACUGUAAUGGUGUGGAUCUACGGAGGAGGUUUCUACAGCGGCUCCUCGUCCCUGGACGUCUACGACGGCCGCUUCCUGGCCAACACGGAGAAGGUGGUGGUGGUCUCCAUGAACUACAGAAUAGGCGCGUUCGGGUUCCUCGCCCUGCACGGUUCCAACGAGGCACCCGGUAAUGUGGGCCUCUUGGAUCAGCGCCUGGCCCUCCAGUGGGUCCAAGACAACAUUCAGUUCUUCGGGGGUAACCCGAAGCAGGUGACCAUCUUCGGCGAGAGCGCCGGCGGGGCGUCGGUAGGGAUGCACCUCUUGUCCCCAGACAGUCGUCCGACGUUCACCCGCGCCAUCUUGCAGAGCGGGGUCCCCAACUGCCCGUGGGCCACAGUCUCCCCAGCGGAAGCCCGGAGGAGGGCCACCCUGUUGGCCAAGUUCGUCGGCUGCCAGUUCAGUAACGACACAGAGAUGGUGGACUGCCUGAGGAACACCCCUCCCCAGGACCUGAUCGACCACGAGUUCCAGGUUCUCCCUUACAACAGCCUCUUCCGGUUCUCCUUUGUUCCCCUGAUCGAUGGAGUCGUUCUGCCCGACACGCCAGACGCCAUGCUCAGUUCGGGCAACUUCAAAGACACUCAGAUCUUGCUCGGCGUCAAUCAGGACGAAGGGUCGUACUUCUUGCUCUACGGCGCCCCAGGAUUCAGCAAAGACAACGAGAGUCUCAUCUCACGCGAGGACUUUCUGGAGGGAGUAAAGAUGAGUGUCCCACAUGCCAACGACAUUGGUCUGGAAGCAGUGGUGUUGCAGUACACUGACUGGAUGGAUGAGAAUAACCCCUUGAAAAAUCGGGACGCUAUGGAUGACAUUGUGGGUGACCACAACGUGAUAUGCCCACUGCAGCACUUUGCCCGAGCGUACGCUCAGUACAAUGCUAUGCAUUCCCAAGGUGGACAACCGAGCCAGGGGCCAGGAGCUUUUACAUGGGGGCAUGCCGAAUCCAAUAAUGGAGGAAACUCACAAGGUGCCAUAUAUCUUUAUCUGUUUGACCAUCGGGCGUCCAACCUGGCUUGGCCCGAGUGGAUGGGGGUUAUCCAUGGGUAUGAAAUUGAAUUUGUGUUCGGACUUCCCUUGGAUAAGAAACUGAAUUACACAGCAGAGGAAGACAAGCUGAGUCGACGAAUGAUGAGAUAUUGGGCUAACUUCGCUCGCACUGGAAAUCCCAACCACAACUCAGACGGCAGUUUUGAGAGGGAGAGGAAGAGGUGGCCGCAGUUCACUAACACGGAUCAGAAGUAUGUGGGACUGAACACUCUACCGAUGAAAAUGUACAAAGGCCUAAGGACGCAAAUGUGUGCCCUGUGGAACCGGUUCCUUCCUCGUCUCCUCAACAUCACCGAUAACAUUGAUGAAGCCGAGCGACAGUGGAAAAUGGAGUUCCAUCGCUGGAGUUCCUACAUGAUGCACUGGAAGAGCCAGUUCGAUCACUACAGCAAGCAGGAACGCUGCACUGAUCUCUAAACGGAAGGAGACGCGCGCGAAAAAAAGCUACGCGCUAGAGAUGUCAACAUCUUUUUCAGUGUCGGCGACCUCGGUGUUGCUGUUUAAAAUGAAAUGGGUCAAAAAGUUGUUCACAAGUAAUGUGACUGAUACACUCAUUGGAGGGUGGGUGUGAUUGUAGAUUUCUGAAUACCACAAUAGCUGCUGUGUGUAGAGCACCUAGCAUUAGCGUUUGUCCUUUAAUGUCAGUCACUACUUUCUACCUGUAUUACUCACUUACUCCUAAGAAAUUUAGAACUCUUUGUGAUGCUCGGCAGGCUGCUAUAGAGACCAUGUAAAGGUGUGGUCAUUUAUGGGAAAGAUGUGCAAUUACCUCUGAAGACCGAGAUUGUGUGGGUAUGACUGUGUGUUGGUAUGCCUGUGUGAGUGUGCGUGUGUGUGUGUAUGUGUGUGUGUGUGUGUGUGUGUAUGUGUGUGUGUCUGGGGCAAGGAAACUCAUUGACUUCGGUCCUCAGGAUCCCCUUGUUUUCAUUAAUAUAUUUUAUUUUAGCCUUUUUUAAUUUGCUUUCUUUCAGUGUCUCUGCUGUGUCUAUUGGUCUUAGUGAAAUGUCCGAUGCGUAUUCUGUGUACACUAGUAUCCAUUCAUAUCUCUCUGUAUGUCUGUCUGUACAUGUGUCUGUGGGUCCAGCUUACACCGUUUAACAGCUAUACAAAUCAGGAGCCAACUAAAACACUGCUCUAGAUUGCACUGAACACGUAUAUAAUCCGUACUGUUUUGUGUGUGUGUGUGUGUGUGAGUGUGUGUGUGUGUGUGUGUCCUUGUGUUUCACUGUAAGUAUUCAUAUUUCACAUGUCUUUUCUUCAUUACUCUUCAGCAUGACUAUUGGUCCUCUUUGCAUGGGUUUGUACAAUGAAUUAUGCCUAUCAAAGGCAUUGCACCAGAAAGUUAACCCGUGUUCACUUAACAAAGUGUACGUUUGUGAAUGCAUGUAUUUCUGUGAGCGUAUGUGUAUGUCUGCCGGUACAAAUGAAUACCAUUACAGAACGUUAUUGUCACUGUGCUAGAAGGCUGGCCUGUGUUUUUCCCCCCUCUCCUUCAGACUGUGUGUGUAAGCACUCUCCCAAUCCAUUACCCUAAUGGAGGAGAGGCCAUUUACUUAGUUUUCUUUUUUAACAUGACAGGCCGCUGAGUCAGCUAUUGUAUUGCCUGACAGCUAUUAAUUGCUGUUGGUAAGUGGGAGAGGUAGAAAUGAGAAACAAAAUGCAGGUUCAUGAAAUCAUCUCCCUUUACCACCUCGGCCACUUGCACCCAUUCAACAUAAACAACCAGGAUCUAUGUUUGCUUUGUAACUAUACACAAUACAGUGUGCAUGCUUUAUCAGGUCUCAACAGUGUAAGACUUACUGUAUGAAAUGUUUUUGACUUAAUUAGAUUUGGGGAAACUGUUUGUCAUUGUGUCUACUUUCAGUUUUGAUCACUGUCUCUUUACAUGUCUGCACCGAUCUGUACAGUAUUUAUUUUGAUUCCUGUCAACAGUAUGGAUAGUGUCUGAAUCAGUCCUGUGGCUGAAUGAGGGGUCUUUUGGCAAGUAUACUUUGAUUGAUUUUGUCACCAGGCAUGUAAUUCCUUGUGACUGGAAUGGUGUGCUGUAGUUUCAGUAGAAUGUUUGGCAAAAUGACAUAGAAUUUAGAUGAUGAAAGGGUGUUGUGUAUGUAUAUGUAUCUAUGUGAAUGUGUGUGUGUGUGUGUGUGUGUGUGUGUGUGUGUGUGUGUGUGUGUGUGUGUGUGUGUGUGUGUGUGUGUGUGUGUGUGUGUGUGUGUGUGUGUGUAUACGUGUGUGCGUGCAAGUGUGCGUGCUUGCGUGCGUGCGUGUGGGUGUGUGUGUGCGGAUGUGUCUGUGUGUGUGUGUGUGUAUGUGUAUGCACGUGUGUGUGUGUGUGUGCGUGCGUGUGUGUGUUACACAAGUUGAUGCGCUCAAGGCAUAUGAAAAGCCCUCCAUAGUUUCCCUUAUGCCAGAUAGUACUUUCUGCAUGUUCCUGGCCUCCUCCAUUCUGCAUUGUACACCACAUUGACUGUUACCCUCUAUAAGAUAGCCUAUACACAAUACAACUGUGUGUUAUACAUAUUAUCAAGUGAAAGUACUACUAUAGCUCUGAAAAGGUCUACAUUAGCAAUAAAUUGAAACACAUUGUUUAUUGUAUUUGGUAUUUGAAUGCAAUGACACAUUUUCACGUAUUAUUUUUGAUGAUGGUCAUUGUAAUAAGGCUUUGAUAUGUCUGAACAAAGCAAUAUAAAGAGUGCCAUAUUUUAUUUCAGUUUAUUUUAUGUAUAACUUCUCCUUUUUCCAAAAAAAAGACACCCGUUCUGUACAUCAUUUGUUACAGUCGCUAGUACUUUAAAUAGAAUGGCUUUUGUAGAUUAUGUAUUGUAGUCAUGGAUGCAAGCCUGUUGUGUGUUCAUAGCAUCUAAUAGAAACCCCAAGCUGCUGUCUUGUAACCACAUUAGAUUAAGAAAGAUAGUAAGUACUAACAUAACAUUCAUACCGUUGAGCACUGGAUUGAGAAAGAUUCUUUCUUGGACUGAAAUUCAGAACAUAUCCAAUUAGGUGAAAUAAUAUUUUGUUUAUUAUUAUUAUUAUUAUUAUUAUUAUUAUUAUUAUUAUUGCUGUUGUUAUGAUGUUUUUUUAGUUGUCAUUUUUUGUUGAUGCACCAGAUGAAGCCCCCUGUGCCAAACCUGUGUGGUGGCAGUAUGGUGCCGUCUCUCUGCAUGUUACAGUGUUUUCUCUUCUUUCUCUGGGUACUGUAAUUGAAGCCCCACAACACAACCUCAUUAAAUAAAUUAGAUUAAAAAUGA